CAGAUCAACUCGAGUCUCUUCCCCCAGUACCUAUACAUUCAUCCAUUCCAUUCCGUUUCGCACCAAGGUAUUCGUUUACUCUUGUGCCUGAGACUCUACUGCACAUAAGAGGCAAUUGAGCUCCUCCUUAUCAGUACCAGUACCAGUACCAAUACCUCACCUUCUCCCUCGUCUCCUCACUGCAUAACUAUCGAAGCAAUGGCAGACGUCGCAACGCCUUCGGGUGCAGCCAUGUUUGAUGCUGGUGCUGUCCACAAGAAGCCCGAGAAGCCUGAUGAGGAGGCUUACAAGGCAAGCCUCAAGAAGGCUGAGAAGGAGCAUGCCGACGCGAUGACAAAAUUGAACGCUAUCAAGGCCAAGCUUGACGUCGCAAAGCCUACUUCGAAAGAUUCUCCCGCUGCUAAGCACCGUGCUGACCUCCUUGCCCAAUUGAAGGAAAUUCGAGAAAAGCAAGGUGCUGGAAAGGCUGGCCGCAACAAGAUCUUUGACGACAUUAAGAACGAGGACAAUAAAUUGAAGGAGCUUAUUGCCCAGCAAAAAGUAGCUCGCAGCAGAGUCUCGUAUAAGAAUGUCGAUGAGCUGGAUCGCGAGAUUGAUCGAUUGGAGAAGCAGGUCAAUGGCGGAAUGAUGAAACUUGUGGAUGAGAAGAAGGCUUUGGCUGAGGUUUCGAACUUACGCAAGCAGCGUAAAGGUUUUGCGGGCUUUGAUGAUGCUCAAAAGCAAAUUGACGAGAAGAAGGCCCACCUCAAGAAGCUCCGCGAUACACUUGAUGACCCCGAGUCCAAGGCUCUUAGUGAGAAGUACAACAAGAUCCAGAGCGAACUGGACGCCAUCAAAGCCGAGCAAGAUGAGGCCUACAAGGGAAUCAACAGCCUUCGUGACGAACGAAAAAAACUUCAGGAUGAACAGCAAGCCAAGUUCACCGCGAUCAAGAAGAUCAAGGAUGAUUACUACCAAACGAACCGCGCAAUCCAGAAGUACGAGUACGAGGCACGACAAAAGGCUAGGGAGCGCAAGAAAGCUGAGAACGAGAAGUACCAGCAAGAAAAGCGCAAAGAUCGUGCCCAGCAAAUGCUUGCCGAGGCCAGCGACAAAGCCUACCUCGACGAAAUUCGCCGCGCCGAGUCUCUCCUUAGAUUCCUCGACCCAUCAUACUCCGCUGAGAAAGCACCAUUGCAAGCACCUUCGCAAUUCACUGCGACUGCUCAAAGAAAAGUCGACGAUGCCGGUAUCAAGGGCUUCAAGGUCAUCAAGAAAGACGAAGAAGACUACUUCGCAGGCACUGGAGGCAAGAAGGGCAAGAAGAACAGGAAGGCCGCUGCUGCGACUGGCGAUGCCCCUCCGGCAUCAACUGGAAAGUACAGCUGCCCUCCAGCUGUCAUGGAAGACUGUGCUUCCAUGGGGAUUGAGCCACCCAUGAGCCCUGCCGAAAUACCCGAGGUUCGAGAAAAGGUUAAGGCUAAGCUGGAAUUCUGGAAGUCUGACCAAGAGUCUCAGACCAAGAAGAACAUUGCCAAGGCUCAAAAGGAGGUUGAGCGUCUUGAUGCUGAGGAGGCUGCAGCAUUCGCACCUGGUAGCCCCAGUACAGCACUGCCCCACGCCAAUGGAGAGACCAAGGCUACUGCCUCAGUUGAUGAAGGUGGAUCAGUCGCCAACGAGAUCGCCCUUGUCCAAGGAGCCGUCUCGGAUGUAAUUGCGGACUUGAAGGGCGCCUCGGUCGAGGAGAAGGCACAAUAGAACCAUCCAUCUGUCGCCAUUUCUCUCCGUAUCUUUAAACCAUCUUCAUGUAUGGCAAUGUAAAGAUCGGGUCGGUUACCGAGCUUUUCUCCUUUAAUUUUCUACCCUUCACAUACUUCUAAAAAUAGCUCACGGAAUAGGGUGAAAAGUUCAUGAACAGGUUUUGCAUCUUGCUGGAAGAAAUGAUAGGAGAAGAUUUCUCACUUUGUAAUUUAGGCGCGGCUGGAUGCGAAAAGCAUUCACUGAGCGAUGACCAGGGCUCCAUUCUCUCUACAGAUAAGGUGUUGUGUUUGGAUUCACAUUUCAGCAUGCAUGCAUCUGUUGGCGCCGGACUUAAUUCAUGAUUGAUAAACUCGCAUCCCUGUUGUCUUCAAUAACUCGUCCUUACUUGGCUUCCUUCACCAUUCGUAUUAGGUCUUCCCAAGGGGAGCCCCCAAUCGAAAAGGUUGUGCUGACCAAUUCGUUCAGGGAAAGCUUCGACAGAUGUGAGCUCAAUACGGAAUAUAGGCAAUUGCAAAGUAGUUUAGAUCGACAUUUCCACGGGCUUGUGAGUGACAAUGGCCUUGGUACAGGACGAUGGGUAAAUUGCUGUAGACUACCGACCUAGUGGCUGUCCAAUGACUCUACUGUAUAUAUAUCAGGACGACACCGAGACCAUGAUCAGAGGAGCUUUCCUGGGGAAAAUGGACCUGGGAGUCGAAGUAAGGUUGAGAGAAUGUUGUCUCGUUUCUGAACGGAGAAAGGAUCCGUCCGGAACGCCUACGCUGCAAGUGGUCACUACACUUAGUUCUUUUGUUGAGAAGGAGGACAAGGAA
Molecule: messenger RNA, 2552 nt
Organism: Cadophora gregata
Lineage: Eukaryota; Fungi; Ascomycota; Leotiomycetes; Helotiales; Ploettnerulaceae
Exons: 4
Coding region: 199-1737 (512 amino acids)
Biological process (GO): intracellular mRNA localization
Cellular component (GO): ribonucleoprotein complex; nuclear outer membrane-endoplasmic reticulum membrane network; endoplasmic reticulum
Molecular function (GO): mRNA binding
Source: RefSeq, a predicted model, not a curated record